ACGUUCUUCUCACGCUCGCGAGGGGUUGAAACUCGGUUCAGUUGUAUCGCGACACCCUCCGUCGAAGGGUCGAGCGCGACAGGAUCGCACAUUGUCGCGAAGAAUUUUACGUGUCGCAUGGUGACUCUCGUAUACGUCCCAUAUUUUUUUUUCCUUCCGACAUCCGCGAAAAGAAAUAUAAAUAAAUGUUACGCGAUUCCUCUCACAAUAAAAAAUUUCUUUUUACCGUGUGAAUGUAAAGUGCGCUCUCGCAGACUAUUCGCGCGAUUUAAUGGUUGGUAAAUGUCGGCACCGUGAACAGUAAACUACAAACUUGGUGGUUCCGAGCAUGAACUCCGCUGAAACUGAAGAGCUAUUCUCUCGAAGAGAUUCGAGGCCGAUAUCUUAGAACGCAAGACCGGUAGAUCGAUAUGACGACGUUCGAUCGCGCGUGCGACCAGUUACCGUAAAAGUAACGAGCGUAAAUUGUCAUUACGGCACGUGCGUAGCGUUUUCACGACCAUUGGCGGAAUCGACAACCCAAGGUCAUCGUGGUGGCCGGUGGUGGUGAGAGCAAGGUCGUCAGGGUCGCGGAAUCGCGAGGAGAAUGUGGAGGAAGGACGCGACCAGGCUGGCCAGGCUGAUCGUCGUCGCCACGCUGAUUUCCCUGACCGUUGACGGGACCGCCGCCGGCAGCUGCAGCUCCGCGAAGCUCUGUUGCCAGGGCAGGGACUCGGGCUGCGUCAUUCAGAAGGAAUCGAAUGAGAUUCCUUCUGUCGACAAGCGUGCGAUUCGCGACAAGCCGUGCUACUGCGACCACGCGUGUCUCAAGCUCGCCGAUUGCUGCGACGACUUUAAGGAGACCUGCGGUGUGGUCGACUGCGCGGUGAGCGAAUGGAGCCCGUGGACCCCGUGUGAUAACGGAUGCGGAAGUGGCACUCAAAGGCGCAGCCGGGUGAUCGAGAUCGAGGAAAAGAACGGUGGAAAGCACUGUCCGCACUUGGACCAGGUCAGGACGUGCCGCAGCUUCGAGAAAUGCCACGCCAGGAUUCGCUCGCAGCCGCACGCUAAAAGUGUGAUGCUUCUUGCGCUAUCUCCGAGCGAUGGCAACAGUACGGAUGUGAGGAUCAAGAAUAGGAUCGUCGAUAAAAGAGGCAGCUGCAUCCCUUUCACCAUUCUCUGGGUUUCGCGGGGUUGCAGGAAGUUUUCGAGUUUGCUCUCGCAAGGUUCAUGGAUUUGCGUGGAGCGUCCCGGUAACGACAGUCUGGACAAAUACGUGGGAAUCGGCAAGUGGAAGCUAUCUACCGAUAUUGCUGGUGGCAACAAUCGGCACGGUCGAUCGAUCUAUUCGACCUGCCACGGAAGAUGGGUCGGCGAUUCGCCGGUGGAUUGUCACGAUGACCUGCGAUGCUUUGGAUAUACCUCGCAGUUGGUGGACUGUCGCGAUGAUUCGCGAUGCGUGUACAAUCCGCGAUUCGAAUCCAGCUUAACGACCCCGUACACCACGCAAACGGUUCGAAGUCGCAGGGGCGCGAAUAGCAACGUCGUCAGCAAUCGAGUUGUGAGAAGACGAAGGAAAGGCAGACGAUGGAAGAGGAGUAGAAGAAGAAGACGCGCCGUCGCUGUCACGGAACGGUGAACGUUCUCCGGAGCUUUAUCACAGCUCCCGCGAGUGUCGUCAGUCUUAGAAGCCCUUCCUCUCCCUUUCCCUUUCUCCUUAUCUAUUAUUAUUAUGCGGAAUGUAUCGUAAGACACUUCAAGAACGGAUUCUUUGAAAAAUCGCGAUCGAGUGGAUGUUUUUGUAGGAAGAAUAUUGAGGCCUUGAUUUAAAAUUAUAAUCAAUUCAGGAUCACUUCGCAAAUUAAGCUUCAAAGUUACAGGUAGACACAGCAAACACAGAAGCUUGUUUCUUAUUUAAGUUCAAGUGUACUUUGAUAGAAUUUUAAUUUCAGACUAUUUGAUAUAACCAGAUAAUUUAAUUUUAAAAACAAGAAUGCUUGCGCAAAAUUAAAUUCUCGCUGAGGAAAAAUCGGCGCGCGCUCUGGAUUAGUCAAAGAAUCCAUUCUUAAACUACGUAUAGACUCGAUGUGUUACGAUAUAUUCUGUAUAUUUAACUUAAUAUAUUACUCGAGAAUUUUGUUAUCUUUUAAAUUUAAUUCUCUCUUGCAACGUUUGUGCUAAUCACUAUUCUUAUUUAUUUAGUGACUUCGAACUUUAAAUUUUUUUUUGCGUUAAAUUUUUUGCAGGGCAGAAAAACUACGGAACAUGAAAUAAAAAUCCAUUCUAUUUUCUUUUUCGCUCUGUUUUUUUUUUCUCUUCUUCUACUCGGCUUGACGUAGCAAUCGCGUACGGACCCAUUGCCUAGAUUAUCCCGAUAAUUAUCAUAUCGAUUUUAUCAUUAGCGCAAGCUUGCGAAACGUCCGCCGGGAGAGGAGUGAAUAUCUUAUUCUCUUUGGAAGGAAUCGCAAGAUAAUCGAUAUCAGCGACGUUAGAAUUAUGAUUUACGCAGAGAUUGUGAUUUUAAUAAAUUGUUGGACGGCGACGCUCGGGAGAACGUCACAGAAACGAGUGCUGAUAAUAUAUGUUGCAUUAAUUUACUAUUUUCCUCUCUAUUCUUUUUCCCCUUUUUUCAGAUUUCAUCCAAUCCAAUAUAAUGUAUGCGUUUAUCGGAUAGAUGUAUAAAAAAUAUAUAUUAUAUACAUAUAUUCGUAGCGAAUGGAUAAAAAGAAUUUUAUCAUUAUUAUAAUCAUAAAUAAUUGUAUUUUAUUAAUAACAUGACUAUCAUAAUAUCUUCCAUAAGACAGGAAAUUUUUAAGAUUAGAAAUAUAAAAUGCCUCAUGCAUAUUUUCCUUGAUCGUUUUAUUCAGCCUAUUAUUUUAUGUGUAUUAUAACACGGGGUGUCUCAAAAUUGUCAUUUAUCUACAAUUCGUCGGAAACGCUCCGACAUUCGAAGAAAUGGAACUUUUUUUUCAAUUCAGAUUCCAGUAUUUAUAGUUUCGUAACGAUAUUCGUUCUCUUUGCGAUGCCCUGUAUAUCUUGAAAAUAAUUUUCAAUGUUCCUAAGUAUAUACUGUAUAUUAUUCAACCUAUUAACACAUAUUGUAUGAUAUAAAAUUUCCAUACAGUCCUGUUUUUUAAUUUUUAGUAUUUGCAUCUUUAAGUGGAAUAUCACCAUUUCUCUUCACGAGAAACAUAUCGGCGUGACGAGAGGUUAAAGGCUCUCAAAAUAAAAUGGACAAAAUGUAAAAGCACAGUCAAUAAAGAGCACUUGCACAUAUCUGGA
This is a messenger RNA of Solenopsis invicta (red fire ant), 3261 nucleotides long. RefSeq names its product somatomedin-B and thrombospondin type-1 domain-containing protein (gene vex). Bases 587 to 1618 code for a protein of 343 amino acids. The record is from RefSeq and is a predicted model, not a curated record. The transcript is spliced from 6 exons. Lineage: Eukaryota; Metazoa; Arthropoda; Insecta; Hymenoptera; Formicidae.